Molecule: messenger RNA, 6755 nt
Organism: Dicentrarchus labrax (European seabass)
Lineage: Eukaryota; Metazoa; Chordata; Actinopteri; Moronidae
Product: mucin-12
Exons: 5
Coding region: 957-5915 (1652 amino acids)
Source: RefSeq, a predicted model, not a curated record
GCCACUCACCUGUCUACAGGUUGAACUUUCACCUCCACAGUGACAUUCGUACUUGGCCCGUUCACAGGUCACUUGCUGUGAAUACCACACUACAUUUUUAUGAUGCAUUGUCUGAAUGAGUGAGUCUGAAUUGUGAGGGCUAACCCAACCGGUUAGAAUAGGAUGUCAACAAGUGACGCAGGAGAGUUGGAGCUCAGAGUUGUAGGAGGAGAGAGAAGUCCGCCUCUGCACAGGACAGCACGAGAAACACGGACUACGACUGUACGUGAACAGCAGGAUGAAACAUUCGGUAAAACGUUCAAGCAGGGGAGUGAUCAUGGUGAUGAAACCCGAGCACGACAGCAGUCUCACCCAUCAGCCAUCAGACAGGAAGAAAGACACAAAGCACUAAUAUUAAGAGCGGACACACGAAGAAAGGAAGAGGCUGCUCAUCGUGGUGAUUCAAAGGUCCAGACCCAGAGGCCCGUUAGACCCAGAUUCACCUCCUGCAUCUCUCUCAGACUCUCCAGCAAUCCAGGCCUUGACAACCCAGAUCUAAGACUCAAGAGGAAUUUAGACCCGUGUCUACACAGGUAAACAAGGAAAGUUUAACUGAAGCACAGAGGGCUGAGACUGAGAACAGCAUCUGUCAGGUUAAUGGACAAACUUCACCACCUAACUCCCCUAAAAAGGUAGCCAGUUGCUCUCCAUUAUCUGAAAGGAUACCAGCCAAGAAGAAAGAAGAGGUUAUCACAGUUGGUUGCAAUGAACUGGAGGUUACCAGAGACUUGAGUAUAACUCACAGUUUUUCAAAUGGGGAGUUUAGACCACAUGAUUGUAAUGGCUUGUGCAUACUUCCACAUGGGUCACAAACAAAGACUGGCACUAGAUCAGUUGAGUUUGAUGAAGAUAUAAAAGACGAUACAAAACUCGAGAAACAAACUGAUCUUUUGGAGCAAUCCAACCCUUCUCGAACAAUGCUGUCUUCCACUGUGGUAACAGUUCUUGCCCCACACUGGAGUGGUAGACUAAGACGGACGAAAAGAUUUGAGGGAACUGGCAAUUCCGAAGCCCAGGGGAAUUUACAAGACGUGACCAACACUGCAGAAAACCGUACACAGGAACAUUUUCAGGAGACAAUGGAGAGGUCAUUGACAGACGGCUCACAACCCCAGUUAAGGCCAUUUCUGGGGACCAGAAGGAACACAGUGGGCUGGUCAACUAAGAGUGGUCAGGCAAGCUUGGACUGUGAAUCUAAGAGGAGAAUGAUUCAGACUGUCUCUUUGGAUGUAAACUCUGGAAGGAUUAGCCAGACAGAUACAGGUGCUUUAAGCCAUUUAGCCACAACUGCAUCUGCCAUGUCUCCCCUCUCCCUUGACCCAAAUGAACAAAGGAGGAAUCCACAAACUGGUAAUCAAGGAGGAAUGUCCUCUUUAAGCUCAAAACCAACAACCAGCAGUUUACUUCUGUCUUUAAGAAGAUUCAAUUCCAAUGGCAGGAACUCUAAUGCAGCCUCCACCGUCUCUGAGAUAAACCCUUCGCCUCUGAACAGUUCGCCAAGUGAUCAAGAUGGAAAAUUAUUCUCAACAAACCUUUCUCAAACCUUUCAGAACAAUAAUAUGCAAGAGAGGUCAAAGCCCCUCCUCUCUCCAUCAUCCAUUUCUUAUAGGACAACCGAAACUGGGCCCAUCCUUUCUCCAUUAUCUUCCAAUCACAGAGAAAGGACCAUACUUGAAACACGCUUCUAUUCCACUUCACCCACAAACAAAGACACAGAAGACACACCCUUUACCCGACAACCUCAAACAACAAAUAGGACCCAGUCUGCUCUUUCAUGUUCCAAACAUGCAUUUCUGAGUAGAGGACCAUCAGAGAUCCAACAAAAGUGCAGUGGUUCAGACAAAUGUAAAAAUUUAUUCUCAGAGAGCUCUGUCUCCUUACCCAGACAUUCCCCAUAUGACUGCUCUUCCCUCCCUAGAAGGACCACCCUGACAUCCACUACCUGGUGGAAACAAGUUACAAAGGAGGGCAGUCCCCCUCUAACGCUCAGUGAUACAGUGAACAUCAUAGACAAGCCAAACACGCCCUGUAAUGAUAAAAGUGACUUGGUCUAUCCAAGUCUGACUGACAACAAAAGAUUUAGUUGUCAAAUCCCCAACAACAGAGAGAACAAUAACAAAGCAGAGUCAGUUUGCAAAGGUAACACAAACCUUGUUAUGAAGACACAGGGAGGAGCUCAGAGCCUCAAACUAACUGAGGAUUCACCUGACUAUGAAUCAGACAGACUUAUCAAACAGCAAUAUGGCUUCAAUUUAAACAACAGAGAACCACUAAAGCCUCAUAGUUUGCCUGGUGUUUUGUCUACUUCUAAAAUUAGCAAAGCAACAGUGCAAACAAUACUGAGUCAUCCUAAAGAUAUCACCAAGCAUGAUGCAAGUCAUAGUUCAUUUAGAGCGAAUGUAACUGAAUUACCGCCUACGUUGCUAAAUCCCAAGAGUUCAAAUACACCCACUGAGAGUAGCAAAUACAAAAAUCAUUGUACAUCCAAAACCAACAGCACCCCCGCACCUCCUUACAACAAGGACCCUCAAAAGUUUACCAAACCAUCUCUUUCCCUUGCUGCCACCAACACUCUCAAAGGCCAAUCUCUUACCUCUAAAACUGCCUCUGGUCUACCUCUUACUCCAAAUGCUAAAAGUAGUUCCUCCUUUCACUCUCACUCAACUGCUUCACAGACCAAUAUUCAUGCUUCAUCAUACACUGGCUCUUCUUCCCAAUCACCCAAAUUGACAAACACAACAAACGUAACACUCCUUGGCUUUGAAAGAAGCUAUGCAUCCAUUCCAAAACCUUUCCACCCUAAAACUGAGUCCAGCCUGAUUCCUACAGUCAAUGCUUUCUCUAAAACCAACUACAGUCCUAUAUCCACUGCUUCUUCCACCUCUUCAUUAACCACUGGCAGCCAUCCUGCAGCCACAACUUCCCCCAGCUCAUCCCUCCUUGCUCCUCAUGUCACUCCUGCCCUUGCGUCUUCUCCCACAAUCACCAUUUCCUCUCUCUUAACCCCUCCUGCAACACCUAUCAUUACCACCCCAAGCUACUCAGACACUUCCAGUCCUAAGGAAGGUAGGACUUUCACAAGCAGCCAAGAAAGAAACACAAAGAAACUGCGUGAGGGAAAGAGAGUGAGACGAGUAACAUGGGAGGAUGGAGGAGGAGUGGAUCUGCAGAGUUCUGAGCCCAUCACAGUUGAGAAGCCAGAGCCAUCUCAAGUCCCAACAAGCUCUCCAUCUCCCUCCAGGUCCCUGCGAAGUGUUAAGGCUCCAUCUAUCUUUUCCUUUCUAAGAUCAAGCAGUCCAUCUAAUAAUCUUUGCUCCCCUACCCCUAAGACUUCCUGCAUACAGGUGGCGAAGGGAGGAAAGUAUCGAUCCUUAUCAUCGGACUCUGCUGAUUUUGCAUCCAGAGAGCGAGAAAGAUUUAAGCAAAGACCUUGUGACACUAUGAUCUUUGACCAGGGAAGACAGGAACUAACCACACCCAGACAGGAGAGGACACAGUCAGUGGAGUCAGGCACAGUUCAGUGCCGUUCUACCGCUCCUCUCUCCCUCCCUCCUGACUUUUCAAGUGGUUAUAAGCUUCGAUAUAGCUCCCCACCUUACUCCACUCUCAUGUCUGCCAGGUCAACACAGGGAGAAAUUAAAACUGUAACACCCAGAUCACCCCUCUUCAAACAUCCUUCACAGUCAAAUUAUACCUCACAUCAUCCCAUACAUACUGACUCAGUUGCAACAACAACAUCUAAACCCCCUCCGUCACCUGUCAGCCUAACACAGCCUCUGUUUUUGCCUUUCCAAAACAAAACAGUCACCCGGGAAAAUUCAAAGUGUGUGGUUUCAGAAAUGGACCAAGUCAACAAUAAUCAAGGCAAGAACAACUGCCAAGACUUCCAGAAUGGCAAGAUAUUACUUGUUGAUAACAGAGUUCAUAUUAGCUCACAGUCUCUGCAGGGUGAUAAGGCACACAACUCUUCCUCAACACUUGUAACUGAGACACUGGUGUACAGCAUUAAAUCUAAAGGCGAUACAGCUGCACCUGCCCCAAAGAACAACACAACUAAACCUUCGCAACAUACCGCAAAUACUCCCAUUUCUGUGGAAACCAAGUUAAGUCAACAGUCACACAUGGUGCAGAGUAAGAGAGCCACAAGUGAACCAUUUAGUCAUACAGAUCAGAGCUCCAGUGGUAGCAGCUCAACAGAGAGUCAGCCCCCUGGUAAUGAAAGCUCUAACAGAAGAAUAAAAGAGAGUGUACUGGGUAAAAGCAGAUUUUUUUCAGUGGAGAGCAACAAUGAGCAAAGCCCAAAGAGAAGCCGGUUUGCACUGAAGAAAAGUGUCAGCACACCAAACUCCAGUUUAACAAGGUCAGAGUCAGACAGGGCCAGCAAGACUAAUAACAAAAUGGACCAGGUCCUUAACAGACUGAGACAAACAUUCAGCACUAGACGGUCUGAUGAUGAUAUGUUGUUUCCAUGGAAAUGGAAGCGAGCCUCCCAAACACCUUCUCUUAGUGGAUCAAGUGACAUCAGCAAUGUCAGUGAUAUCAACGUUGAGAGUACCAAAACACUAGAGAAGCCAGAGCAGGAGAAAGGGAUGGUACUGACAGAGAAUGAAAAAGGAACCGAGGCUACAAAUAGAUGGACACAAAACAGAUACACUCUAAUACCACCGUCUGCUUCUGGGAGCACAGUAGGGGACAAUAAGUUUCACAUUUGGUCAGACAAAUCAACUCCUGAAACUGACCAAGACGAGCAAAAUGCUUGUGCAGAACACUUCACGUCUGAAAGUAAAAACCAACUUCAUUUGACAAUCCCCAGCCCAACGAUGCUCCAGUUUGACUUUUACAAAGACAAUGGGACAGAUUAUAAACCACCAAACCAAUUUCUUUCUUGUAGAGAUCCCAGUCCUGGUAGGAGUCCUAACCCCUCUUCUCCUUUUCCUACUCAGUUCGGGAAGUCUGCAUCCAGCCCCAGAAGCCCCUUCUCCCCCUUCUCCUCUCUUUCCCCACUCUCUCCAUUUCCCUCACCUGAUGUUACAGAUGAUGUCUUCUACAGCCCAAAGCUACAGCGUCGUAGAGAAUCCCCCUCACCAUGUGAGCCAGGAGAGGGGAUCAGCCUGGGGGGUUCUAGAAGAAGUCGGGCAUCCACUGGCCCUCCAAGUGCAAGUCCAGGACAGGACAAGGAUUGCUUAGCAUCCUCCUAUGCAGACCUAAAGUAUGGCAUUGAGCCUGGGAGAUCGUUUUCUGUGAGUUCAGUACUGUCCAGUCGACCCUCAGGGCCUGGUCGCAUCUCCACUGGGUCUAGGUUCAUGAGUGUGGGUGACCUCUCUGAAUCUGCCUUGACUUCUGGAGGCACUGGCAAGGGCUUGGAUCACUGGUCUGUUACUUCUGAUUCCACCCCAGAAUAUGAUUGCCAGCCUAGUAAGGAGUGUCGAUUGUCAUAUUUCCCCAGUGACCCUGGUAAAAUGAGAUCGAGAUCUCUUCCUCGAUCACUGACCAGGCGCUUGGCAAAUUGGAGCUCAGGAGUUUCUGCUUCUCCAGCUGACAAUACCACAACAUCAAAGCCAGCCCGCCAUUGGAGCCCUAACAUGAACACUUGUCACUUUGCAUUGGAUACAGAGGGUCCUCCGACCCCUCCUCCAACACCUCCUCUGUCACCAGUGUCCAGACGCAUGUCUAAACCUCCCAGCCUUUCCUCCCCUACCUUUCCCAGCUCACCAGGAGCAUCACAGCAAGGGGACAGCCAAUCCUCCAGAGGGCAUUUGCCCUCCAGGGGCUAUAUGUCGAGUCUUAGCACCUUUGAGGAGUCUUCAGACAGCAGCUCUGACACAACAACAGAUGAUGAAUAUUACUUAGACGAAGAAAAAGAGACAGAAUUAUGAAAGCAGAACAAUAUUGCUUGAACUCCUCCCUGAUGUCAGGUCUCUGUGAUCCUGGACUUCAUUAUCUAUAAAAAGGAAGAAAGAAACAUCCACGAGAAGAAAGAUGGGCUAAAAAUUAUUAUGUAAAGUAGCCUCUUUUCUUUCUUUUUUUUGUUUGUUUACUCUGUCACAAAGGAGACAUAAGUUGCCUGCAUGAUGUGCUUUUUUCAAAAGUGGUUGUUGCUGUCAUGUCAAAAAUACAUUAAAUGAGCAAGCAUGAUAUUAUCAGCAUAGGUUUAAAGUUAAUAAUGUGUGUACAGUAUACUGUAUAUGACUGCAGAUCUCCAAUCUAGGGAUAUCAAACACUGUUUCACAAUUGUUUAACCUUAAUAGUUCGGACAGUUGCAUGGCACUGAUUGAGGAAAUGCAUCUGUGUCAGGUUAAUGAUCAAACUACUGAGUAAGGUUAGGAUUUUGAGGCUUAUCUUUAGGUUUGCAUUUCAUCCUGCUACUUAAUAAUAAGUGCUGAGGUAAUGUGCUAUCAUAUGAUAAUUCAUCAUCUGUUUUCUUCUAUGUUUGAAGAUUUAAAUGAAUUGUGGUAAAUGUUGUAAGCAUAAAGCAGAUAAAAUUUAUUUUCUUUGCCACAUUUUUUUAAGCUGGCGAAGUGUUGCUUAGAAACAUUUGAAAAGUUUUGUUGACAAAGUUUUUUGAAUUCCGGGAUGAAAUAUAAUCAUACUGUAUGUUAGAACAUUUGUUAUUAAACAUAACAAAGUUCUCUAUACAGUGCUUGCGCUUAUUUGCACAGUGAUAAUCUAAAGUCUUAAUAUAUCUAUUUUAUAAAUAAAUGUAUUAUUUCCAAAAA